AUGGCUUCCUUAGUGAACGAGAGUAGUGAUUCACAAUUGAAGAAAGGAUGGAUGGAAAACUCUUUAUCCUCUUUAUCAACUCCACCUCUGCAACUUAUAGCCAUAGUUGGUAUCGUGGUGUUCUUAUUGUGGAUUUCAUCAUAUAUAAACAUGCAAUCAACUAGCACCAAACUUAACUUGUUGCUCUUGUUUUUGACACUUGUGAUUACUCUCAUCUCUUUGUUUGGACGACACGUGGCUCCGACAUCUAUUGUGACAAAUUUGGACGGUGGAGAUGGAGGACAAUCUACCUGGGGUUCGGUUGCUGUACUUGUGUUUCUUUUGGUUUUCAUAUCAAACCGACUUCAUCCUGUCUUUGUUGUUGCAAUUGUUUUUCUAUAUAUGUAUGUAUCAUCUUUUUAG
Molecule: messenger RNA, 402 nt
Organism: Vicia faba (fava bean)
Lineage: Eukaryota; Viridiplantae; Streptophyta; Magnoliopsida; Fabales; Fabaceae
Source: the annotation of a GenBank genome assembly